Messenger RNA from Pollicipes pollicipes, 1230 nucleotides. RefSeq names its product zinc finger protein squeeze-like. The record is from RefSeq and is a predicted model, not a curated record. Gene Ontology annotation, biological process: regulation of transcription by RNA polymerase II. Lineage: Eukaryota; Metazoa; Arthropoda; Thecostraca; Pollicipedomorpha; Pollicipedidae. Gene Ontology annotation, molecular function: DNA-binding transcription activator activity, RNA polymerase II-specific; RNA polymerase II cis-regulatory region sequence-specific DNA binding. Gene Ontology annotation, cellular component: nucleus.
AUGUCACCGGUGCUAACCGGUGUCACCGGUGCCUAUCUGUCGUCAUCCAGGACUGAGCGCUCUUCGGCGUCCUCGCCACCUGGCUCCGGCGCGCUCGGAUUCUCCUGUGACGUCACCGCUGACCCCAGCACCGGCGCGCCGCUCAUGGGAAACUGUGCGCCCGUCUGGUCGGCUGUGAUGUUCGUCUCCAAGGCCGAUCUUCAGAUGCACGUGCAGGUGCACAUGCGCGAGGCCAAGCCGUACAAGUGCAGCCAGUGCUCCAAGGCGUUCGCCAACAGCUCGUACCUGUCGCAACACACGCGCAUCCACCUGGGGAUCAAGCCGUACCGCUGCGAGAUCUGCCAGCGCAAGUUCACGCAGCUGUCGCACCUGCAGCAGCACAUCCGCACACACACGGGCGACAAGCCGUACAAGUGUCGCCACCCGGGCUGCUCCAAGGCGUUCUCACAGCUCUCCAACCUGCAGAGCCACUCUCGCUGCCACCAGACAGACAAGCCGUACAAGUGCAACUCCUGCUACAAGUGCUUCACCGACGAGGCCAGCUUGCUCGAGCACAUCCCCAAGCACCGCGAGUCGAAGCACCUAACGCAGAUCUGCCCGUACUGCGGCAAGAGCUACACACAGGAGACGUACCUGCAGAAGCACAUGCAGAAGCACGCCGACCGCAUGGACAAGCGCGGCGGGACGGGCCAGGCCGUGCCGCAGCGCAUCGACAACCCGUACUGGCCCAAGGACGAGUUCGACGUCAAUGGUGGUGGCCUGCAGUCGCCGCUGGACCCCUCCCGGCUGCACCUGGGUCGCGACGGUCUGGAGCACCGCGUGCUCAGUCUGGACGACCCGCGUCUGCACGCCGGCCGCGACACGCUGGAGCACCGCGUGCUCAACCUAGACGAGCACCGGCCGGCGCACAGCCUGGCACAGAACGUCAUCUACGAGCCGAUGCCGCGCGCCUCGGUGGCCGCCUCGUCGGCCUUCACGCCGAUCCAGGGUGGCAUGGCGCCAGUGGGAAGCGGCGGCCUGCCACUCCAGGUGGCGCCCACGUCGCAGCGCUACUUCUACGACCCCAACAGCUUCCCGAAGGGCGGCGGCGCCGGGCCGGAGCUGAAGGCAACCGCUAACGCCAGCGGCUUCAUUUCGCUGCACCAGAUCAGCAGCUACGCACAGCAGCAGCGUGGCGGCGAGCUGCUCGGCCUCAAGGAGAAGCCGCAGCCGCCGCCGCACUCGCAGUAG